Messenger RNA from Callorhinchus milii (elephant shark), 2002 nucleotides. Its product is annotated as ceramide-1-phosphate transfer protein. The record is from RefSeq and is a predicted model, not a curated record. Gene Ontology annotation, molecular function: ceramide 1-phosphate binding; ceramide 1-phosphate transfer activity. Lineage: Eukaryota; Metazoa; Chordata; Chondrichthyes; Chimaeriformes; Callorhinchidae. The transcript has 2 exons. Gene Ontology annotation, cellular component: membrane; cytosol; cytoplasm. Bases 45 to 686 code for a protein of 213 amino acids. Gene Ontology annotation, biological process: intermembrane lipid transfer; ceramide transport.
GCGGGAGGCGGGGCCGCGGGUCAGGGCUCAGGGAGCAGCUGAAGAUGGCAGAGACCCAGAGGUUCAGUCUGACUGAGGUGUUGGACUCCUUCCGGACCUGUCUGACUGACCAGGGGGACAUCCUGCUGGAGCACUACCUCAAUGGCUGGAAGGGCUUAAUCAAGUUCAUGAACAGUCUGGGGUCCGUCUUUUCCUUCAUAUCGAAGGACGCGGUUGGCAAAAUCCAGAUCAUGGAAAACUACAGGAUUGGGGAGUUCAGUCAGCAAUACUUGACCCUGCAGUCGAUGGUCAAGUACGAGAUGGAGAACAAGCUGGUGGAUUUGGUGCAGCGGAGUGAGAACUGGGACUCGGGCUGUCGGACAAUACUCCGGCUGCACCGCGUGCUGCGGUGGCUGCAACUCUUCUUGGAAAAGCUGCAGAUAGCUUCGGAAGAUAGCAAAACCUCGGUGCUCUGCACUGAGGCCUACAAUGACUCGCUGGCUUGUCACCACACCUGGAUUGUGCGUAAAGCUGCCACAGUAGCCUUCUAUGCGCUCCCAACGCGAGUCGCCUUCUUUGAAGCUAUGAAUAUGGGAACAACGGAAGAGGCGGUGGCUAAACUGGGAGUAGCUCUGCCCUUUCUUUCAAAGGUCUUUGACAUCACCGAAGAGUUGUACAAGCAACACAACUUACUUGAUCUUCCUUAACCUCUUGAGCUUCUCAAACGCAAAAUAUGUUAUUGGUAGGAAUGAUCAAUCUGACCAAUAAUGACUAAUCUUUAAAUUGCAAGCCCGCUGCCAAUUAUUCCGCUUUCGGGUGUUUGCUUUCCACAAUGUUAAAAUCAAUUGACGCAAAUCAUGUGGACAUUUUUAAAUUAGUUUUUAGACCAGCAUUACCUCAAAACAACAACAUGGGAACAUAGGGAAUACAGGAACAGGAGUAGGCUCUUCAGCCUUCAAGUUUGAUCUGCCAUUUGAUUAAACCAUGGCUUGUCUUGCAUUUUACAGCGCUAUUGAUUUGCAGAAAGCCUCACAAAGAGCUUUGCAGAAUGAGAUUAAUUAGAAACGCAGGUGAAUAUUAUAAAGCUGAACCUGUUAGGUAAUCUGCUUCAACGUAAUAUCACAAACAAUUAGACCAGUAGGCAAUCUGAAUUUGGAUGAGGAGGGAGUAUAAAACAAGAUAUCAGUGGGCAUCUGGAAUGAGAGGGAAAGGGUGGCUUUAAUCGGCAAUUAAAUCACAACACGUUUGGGGUUCAAAUGAAUCAUUCGAUUUUAACAAUAAAAGAAAAUGAUGUAGAAAUAUCUUUUAUUAAAAUUUGAAUGUUAUUUGAUUAAGCUAAAAAUGACACUGCUCCUCACAGUUUACUAGAAUAAUAAUGAUGAUGAUUAUUAUUGAUUAUUUACUCAAAAAAUAAUCUCUUCAUUUAAUAUAACCCUAAAUUUUAAGACAAAACAGGUUUUUUUUAAAAAAAGCAAGACUAGGUGAAAUUUUGACCAUCCCUGAUUUAGGGGAUUUUAGGUCAAGGCAGACCUCGGUUGGGACUUUUGAGGCAGAUUUAUGUCACAGGACAAUUCUCUUAGAAAUUCUGCCCACAAAGUCCACUUGGCAGAUGGCAGCAGAUGUGACAACAAGAAUGUUUAAUUUUAAUGCGGCGCCGGGAUCCGUUACUGUAAAGCGCUCCGAGAUGCCGUCCGGCGUGGAAGGCGCUAUAUAAAUCCAAGUUGUUGUUGUAUUUUUAUCUCUCAUCGACAGUAUGGAUGAUGGUGUGUUUUUUUUUCAAACAGAGUCCCGUUACCAUUCCUUUCUUGAACGUUUUAUUCUGUAGUCUAUGACCAAGACCGUAUCUGUUGAGUCGCUUGUCUGAGUGUCACUGAAAACAUUCCAAUUCAUUGCGAGGAAUUGAUCUUUUCGGAUUUAUUUCUCCCGUUUGAUAACAUAGGAUGAAAAUGUGAUGUGACGAUUGUAAUUUCCUUUUUGAUGAUUGUUUGCUGCAAGAGAGCAUUAAAUUACCCCUUUAACCGUU